AUGUUGACUCACUUUGUCACCCCUCGGUGGCUCCCUCUCUCUCUCUCUCUCUCUCCCUCUCUUUCUCUCUCUCUCUCUCUAUUCCAUCGCUUGGAGGACAAGAGUGCCCGCAGACGCAUUUCUCUCCAGAGCCCCCCACCACCACCACCACCACCCUCCCUCUCUCUCCCUCUUUCACUCUCUCUCACCCUGUCUAACUCUCUCCAUCUCUCUCUCCUACUCUCUCCUUUACACACACACAGUGUUGUCAACAAAGCUGGAGAACAAGGGACGUGAGGGGAACAGGGGAAUAAAGGUCCACAGAAGAGGAGAGUAACACACAGGACCCCCGCAUCAUUUCACCCAGACAUUUGGUAAGUUUGCAAAAAUUGCGAAGGAGAGAGGAGCCAAAGGUGACGGGUAAACAGGGGCAGACACGCACAGGAACGGGACUCCUUUAUUUCUCUUCAUGGUGUUUUGGACUCUCGUAGUAUGUAUGAGAAGUUAACCAUGCUAAACCUGCAGAGCGGCUCAAACUGGAGCGGGCCCAACAACUGGUACCAUGACCCGACCGGAGUUCAGACGCAACACAGCACAGUGUCUGAGGGCUGUCUCCUGGACACGGAGGGCAGCAUGGGGGGAGAGGCAGGAGGGGGAGGAGGAGGAGCGGGCCGAGGGGGAGGAGUCCCCGUGGAGCGGGACGAGGGCGAGGAGUCUCAGCUGAGGCUGCAGCUCAAGAGGAAGCUGCAGAGGAACAGGACCAGCUUCACGCAGGAGCAGAUCGAGGCUCUGGAGAAAGAGUUUGAAAGGACACAUUACCCAGAUGUCUUUGCGAGGGAGAGAUUGGCGAACAAGAUCGAUUUGCCAGAGGCCAGGAUACAGGUGUGGUUCUCAAACCGAAGAGCCAAGUGGAGGAGGGAGGAGAAGCUGCGCAAUCAAAGGAGGUCAGGGGGUGUGACUUCCUGUUCACAAAGCCAAGCUCCUCUGACAACUUCCUUUAACACAUCUGUCUAUCAUCAGCAGCAUGGCAGCAGUUCAGGGUCCAUGUUGAGUCAGGCUGAGUCGUCCCUGCCCAGCUACAGCUCCCUGUCAGUCUUCUCAUCUGGAGUCCAGUCUAUUCCUCCACAGUCGGCCUCCUCCUACUCCUGCAUGUUACCUCCGUCCCCCUCUGCCCCGCGCAGCUUUGACUCAUCGGCGUACUCCUCUCCUCAUCUGCAGACUCCACCCUCAGCCAACUCCAACACCGGGCUCAUAUCGCCUGGUGUGUCAGUGCCGGUCCAGGUCCCAGGAACUGAGCAGCAGAGCAUGAGUCAGAACCUGGGUCAGUACUGGGCCCGAUUACAGUGAGCGACAAGACAGUCACUUCCAACAGGCAUAACAAAAGAAGAAGGAAAAAAAGGGCAUGUAUAAAAAAAAGUGUCAAGAAAACAAUAUGGGGGACACACAGGUUUUAAGGAAGUACAGGUCUGAGCUAAGGAGGGGACUCGAUGAGUUGCAGACCGCGAAAUGCAUUAAAUGUUUACAAAUCCAGCCAAGAGCAGCUUUGGUUGCACUUGACAGUACUCUGGUCAUACUGGUAUUUGCUUAGUAUUAUCAUGUUGCACUCUUUUAUUUAUUUUUUUUUUUAAAUAGUGUGUUGAUGAUAGGGCUGAGGUACAGAUUAGAAAUAGGCUGUGUUUAGAAUUAAAACAGAGUCAGGAUUAGGGUCUGGCAAAAUACAGGGUUUAGGUUAGGUAGUGCAACAAGUGAGAUUUAGUGCAAUUUGAGAAUCAGUGUUGAACCCUGCAAAUGUUUUGCCAUAUUUUAUUGUGUCAAACAUUUUGACUUUUUCAAAACACAAAGAAAAACCCAGGGAAAAAGACAGGAAAUCUGCCUAAACCUGUAAAUGCACAGUGGAUGAAAGUUAAGAAAAGCCAGUGGACAUUUGAGCUCAGAUCAUUUUGUUAUGUUUUAACAAGAGAAAUAGGUUCAGACCCGACGAGUACUCAGCCCAUAAAACCUAAACAUCUCCAAAGUUUAUUUUAAAGGGAAAUGUAGCCUUGAAAUGUUCAAAUAUAAAAAGUGGCAAAUGGCAAGGUUUUGACUAUAAUUCUAUCAUACAGAAGUGAUUCAGUGGUACUAAGUAAAUUCCAGCAGAUGUCUGUAUUGUGAGGUGUAACCACAGUUUCUUGUUACUUGAGCAGCUCAAUGAUAUUGUGAUAGCUAGCUUGUUCCCUCAGCAUAAGCUGUGUGAGGCUACUGUGAAGAUUUUAGACUUGCUUAUGGCAAUCACUUUUACUAAAACUUAAAAACUUAACAUAAAAAAGUGUAAAUCCUGCCUAUCCUGCCAGCAAACUUACACUGAGACUGAAACUGCAUAUUUUUGUACAGACAUCCGUGUAUGAUGAAGAUAACUGUGGAAUAUUGUCAGAUGUUAUUGGAGGGAAGAAUGUAGCACGUUGUGGACUCUAAUCAUCCUCAAAGCACACGUUUCAUUUCUCAGAAUAAAUUAAUAGGGAUACACCAUAUCAAUACUGGUAUCAGAUGUUAUUUGAUGCUAGACUAGACAUAAAAAUAUUACAGAUUAUAUACAGGUAUUACAGAUUUUUUGCCAAAAACUACACUGAAGCAGUUAAAAUUUUCUCUAUUUCAUAAAUAUGAGGAUGACAGUUUUUUAUCUAAUGUGUCAAAAAACAAAAGUGAUUCAAUUAGAGUCAUUUUGACCUAUCAUCAAUCAUACCAGUAUUAGCAGUGAUUUUGUAUAUCAUUAAUGAAACAUGUCCAUCAGCCGGUGACAAUCAAGCAUCAUAAAUGCACCAAACCACCAAAAAAGACUUGAGAGACUGACAAUCAAAGCUGGAGGUAGAGGAGAUCAAAAUGAAAAAAAAACAAAAAAACAAACAAACUGUGAAAUUAUUGCAACACUGUCAAUACAAUAGCAAUCAACUGUGCAUGACCAAAAUAAGCCGCUAUAGACAAUCAACUACUUGCAGAAAUGAAUCAAGUAUUGUACAAAAACUGUUACUGUACUUUGCAGGGUUUUAACCUCUGCUCACUUUCCUCUGACUAUUGGUUUUGUUGAUGCAUCUCAGUUUGAUCUCAAAUGAAAUGUCUUUCAACUCUUAUUUAUUUGUCUUUUCACUCGUUCACAUAAGUCCUCUGUGUUGUUUCUGUUGUUGUUGAGUGUUGUGUUAGUACUGUAUAGCUACCAAGAGUCAACCCUUUUGUGAAGGCCUUGGAUCCCUUUAAUGAAAAUAAA
Molecule: messenger RNA, 3217 nt
Organism: Lates calcarifer (barramundi perch)
Lineage: Eukaryota; Metazoa; Chordata; Actinopteri; Centropomidae
Gene: pax10
Product: paired box 10
Biological process (GO): anatomical structure development; regulation of transcription by RNA polymerase II
Molecular function (GO): RNA polymerase II cis-regulatory region sequence-specific DNA binding; DNA-binding transcription factor activity, RNA polymerase II-specific
Source: RefSeq, a predicted model, not a curated record